Molecule: messenger RNA, 363 nt
Organism: Parnassius mnemosyne (clouded apollo)
Lineage: Eukaryota; Metazoa; Arthropoda; Insecta; Lepidoptera; Papilionidae
Source: the annotation of a GenBank genome assembly
AUGAUGCUACUAGUGCAAUUUCUUGCCGUAGUAGUGUCCGCUACUCUCGCUUCACCCGCAGUUCCAGCUGCCCUUCCCGAAGACUACUCGCAAAAUUUAAAUAUGAAUGAUGUCAAUGACCAAGUGAUAAUUCCGCAAAAGCGUGCUGCAUUGGUGCUUGAUCGGCUGCUAGUGGCGCUACAGAGGGCAUUACACGAAGGGGGCGGACAGCGCUACGACAUGGAGCGCGAAGGGCCGCGAGCAGCACCGCUACGCGUUUCUAGCAUGGAGACUAGUGACUUGUCUGCUCUUCAACGGCGCGGGCAGGGCUCCGGUCGAGGACGAGUGCUUCGGUGCUAUUUCAACGCUGUGACAUGCUUCUAA